GUGUCUGUGUGUGUGUGUAUGUAUGUAUGUCUGUCUGUGUGUGUGUGUGUAUCCUUGUAGAGGUCCAGGACUACGGUCUGAGGGUGUCCUACAUGAAGGACCUGGUCCGCUCUCUACCUCUGCCCAACCACGACACCAUGGAGCUGCUGUUCAAGCACCUGCGCAGGGUGAUAGAGCAUAAGGACUCUAACAGGAUGUCUGUCCAGAGCGUCUCCAUUGUCUUCGGCCCGACGUUGCUCCGCCCCCAGACCGAGUCGGCCAACAUGACGGUCCACAUGGUGUACCAGAGCCAGAUAGUGGAGCUCAUGCUCAACGAGUACCACGCCGUCUUCUCCCAGGGGUAGAGGACAUCUUCUUUCAGGGGACCUGGACGUGUUCUUCCAGGGGACAUGGACUUCUUCUCCCAGGGGAAGAGGACGUCUUCUCCCAGGGGUAGAGGACAUCUUCUUCCAGGGGACCUGUACGUCUUCUCCCAGGGGACUUGGACGUCUUCUCCAAGGGGACCAGGACAUCUUCUCCCUGGGGACCAGGACAUCUUCUUCCAGGGGACCUGGACGUCUUCUCCCAGGGGAUCAGAACAUCUUCUCCCAGGGGACCAGAACAUCUUCUCCCAGGGGACCAGAACAUCUUCUCCCAGGGGACCAGAACAUCUUCUCCCAGGGGACCAGAACAUCUUCUCCCAGGGGACCUGGACGUCUUCUCUCACGUCUCCUCACUUUGAGAAAGAACUGCCCCAACAAGUCUAUCUGCAACCUCCAGACCCAAAACCACCUCUGGACCCGAUGCUUGGGCUGUUCUAACAUAACGCUCCCAUUUCAAUACCCGGGGACGUCUCUAGACCCGGGGACGUCUCCAGACCCGGGGACGUCUCCAGACCACCAGCAUCACAUCACAUUUUAACCCUGGUGUUAUCUCCUGGUUCAAAAACUUAAAAAAAUUGACUUUUACGUCCCUUUUUCAGACUUUCUUUAGUUUCCACGACCACCACCUUACUAGUUUUAUACUUUAUGGAACUCAUGGUCAAUAACCCUCAUUUAUAUAAAAUUAUACCUAAUAUUAGAGUUAAAAAGCAGAAAUUAUGAAUUAUUUUGACUAAUAGUCAAUCUAUUUUAAUGGUAAUUUGGUUAAAAAGAAACUCAUCUGAAUAGGGAGCGAUGGACCCCCC
Etheostoma cragini (Arkansas darter) is the source of this 1165-nucleotide messenger RNA. RefSeq names its product rho GTPase-activating protein 15-like. Gene Ontology annotation, cellular component: cytoplasm. Gene Ontology annotation, biological process: regulation of GTPase activity; signal transduction. The transcript has 2 exons. The record is from RefSeq and is a predicted model, not a curated record. NCBI's taxonomy places the organism in Eukaryota, Metazoa, Chordata, Actinopteri, Perciformes, Percidae. The coding region runs from base 27 to 344 and encodes 105 amino acids.